CGCAAUCCCGGGAUCGGUACAGGUUCGCGCGAUCGAGUGAAACACAGCCUGCAGUUCCAAUGCACGUGCGGUGGAUAUCUGUCAGUUUGUUAUCAGUGUGUCUGGUGCUACUGUACGGUGAUUGUGUUAGCGGUCAACAGAGCUCCCCAAUCGUGGUGAUUGAUGGUCUCGGCUCGGUACAAGGAACGCGGGGCCGUACGGCUUGGACCGAUCGUGAAAUUUACAAAUUUUACAACAUCCGAUAUGCGGAAGCACCCAUCGAGCAGCAGCGGUUCCGCAAUCCAUUGCCUGUGAGACCAUGGAGCGGAGUGUACAAUGCUGUUUACCCCGGGAAACCAUGUCCCCAGCUAGGGUUGAACGGUACCAGUGAUUCGACGGCGGAGGAUUGUCUCACACUUUCGGUGUACACCCAAAAUCUAACAGCCAAUCGUCCUGUUAUGGUGUACAUUCACGGAGGUUCUUUCGUUGUGGGGGCCGCUUCCCACUACGAACCAGACUACCUGCUCGAGAAGGACAUCGUGCUAGUGUCAAUACAGUAUCGCCUUGGACCGUUGGGUUUCCUGUCGACCGGCACAGCAAACAUUCCUGGCAACAUGGCCAUGCUGGACAUGAUCAUGGCCCUUGAGUGGGUAUCCAGCUACAUACGAUUCUUUGGCGGUGAUAGCACAUCCGUCACCAUUUUCGGCGAGUCAGCGGGUGGUGCAGCAGUUUCUGCACUGCUGUACAGUCCAUUGGUACGGGUGGAUCUCUUCCACCGUGCCAUCAUACAGUCUGGAUCGAUUUUUUCACCCUGGGCGACCUGCAAAUCGCCCAGAGAAGGAGCACUUGAUAUUGCACGUCGCGUAAACUGUGAUCGACCGGUUGAAACUAUGGAGGAUUGUUUGCGCUCCGUGCCGGCUCUCAGACUGAUGGAAGCCUACGAAGAUCAUAAAAAUACGCAGUUCAACAUCACCGGCUAUCCGGACGUGUCCGGUGCGUGCAUUGUAAUCGGGGAAGCUUCACCAUUUAUGCCAAAACAUCCGAAAACACUGGCACGCAACGCUUUCCGGAAUAUUGAGCUGAUGGCUGGAACUACCUCGCAGGAGGGACUCAUGUUUUGGGAGGGCGUAUACAGAUACGGACUUUCCUUCAAACCAGAAAACAUUCAAUCGUCCUGGGAGCUGUUGCAGCUUAUCGAUACAAUUAACGAGCGGUUUGGAGCCAACUCUAAUGAUGGAUCUCACUCCUGGCAUCAAAUAUUUAACACCUUCCUCAGCACUGAAAUUUCCCGUGCCAACUUCACAGAACUUCUUCCAGGACUGGUGGACAUCUGUGGCAAUCUCGCUAUCAAAGCCCCGGUACUGCAAGAUGUAACACGAUUCGCUCAUGCCAAUGCCGGAAAGGUUUACUUGUACAGUUUCGACUACAGUGGCACACCGUCGAUGUACAACUUUUCUUCGGCCGAUGGAUUCAACUAUCCAUACCGUAACAAUUCAUUCCACGCGGAAGAUCUUUUCUACCUUUUCCCGCUGGGCCAGCGACUCGAUCAGCGUGAUACGGAGAUCGCUAAAACGAUGGUUGGUCUGUGGACUUCGUUCGCAAUAUAUGGCCGUCCGAUGGCAGCUGCAUUGCACCAUAACUGGAAUCCUGUAUCUCACUUUCAUGGACCUUAUCUAAAAAUCAACGAAGAGUGCGCGGAACUGCAAAACUAUUUCAAUGAGUUCUCCGCCUCCACCGACAAGGCUAGGCAUCAGCGGUCCACGGGUAGUUUGUUCCGGCUUCCGACAGUAACUCUUGCUCUAGCACUAAGUUACAGUAUAAUGAGACAUUUUGUGUAAUAAAAUCGGUUCAUUUAAAGCAGAACU
Messenger RNA from Anopheles moucheti, 1844 nucleotides. RefSeq names its product esterase E4-like. The transcript has 5 exons. The record is from RefSeq and is a predicted model, not a curated record. Lineage: Eukaryota; Metazoa; Arthropoda; Insecta; Diptera; Culicidae. The coding region runs from base 60 to 1817 and encodes 585 amino acids.